This is a messenger RNA of Lathyrus sativus (Indian pea), 528 nucleotides long. The record is from the annotation of a GenBank genome assembly. Lineage: Eukaryota; Viridiplantae; Streptophyta; Magnoliopsida; Fabales; Fabaceae.
AUGGAAAAGACAUGUCAUACCAUGGAGGAAUGUCUUCGUCGUGCAAGCUUAAUACAUAUUGUAUUCUCUUGGACUCUUGACGAUCUUCUCAACGAAAAUCUUUUCACAUACCAGGUACCGAAGAUUCCAAAAACUUUCUCUUCAGCAAAUGAUUACAUGAACUCAUUCUUUCCUGCAUUGAUUGAGGAAACACAUAGUGAUCUAUAUUCAAGCUUGUUGAGUGUUCCUCAAGCUUAUUUUUGCGAAAUUAGGACAAUGAAAACAUCGGAGAAAUUCAAUCCUCCGCACGAGUUGCUCUAUAAAAUUACAUUGAAGAACAUUGCUGAUGAAGUGUACAACGUAGGAAAAUAUGAACCCGAGGUUGGUGAUCUCGUUGCAUUCACAAAUAUUCAACCUAAAAGUGCUGAUGACUUGAUGAGGAUCAACAUAUCUAAAGGCAAAGAGCAGUGUAAUCCUGAUCAUAGUUUGAAGAAUGUGAUUGAAGCUGCUGCUAUCUCUGAGAUUGUUGGAAUACUUAAAAGGGGUUAG